This is a messenger RNA of Folsomia candida, 2085 nucleotides long. RefSeq lists its product as uncharacterized. The coding region runs from base 217 to 1527 and encodes 436 amino acids. Gene Ontology annotation, molecular function: nucleic acid binding. The record is from RefSeq and is a predicted model, not a curated record. The transcript is spliced from 5 exons. NCBI's taxonomy places the organism in Eukaryota, Metazoa, Arthropoda, Collembola, Entomobryomorpha, Isotomidae.
CCGGCUCGACUUGCAGGAGUAACAGAAGCCCAACUAACCCGAGCAAACAAAAGAUGGAGGGGAAACACAAUUUCGACACCACAGCGCAAUGGAAAGAGGCCCUGUCCAGUACAAACAAAUAUUGAUGAAUUUGAUCGUAAUUGGAUUAGAAGUGAGAUUGUUAAAUCAUAUAAAAACGGUGCCGCCAUAACUGCUGCCGACUUGUACAAAAAGUUUAUGCAUUACAAAAAGGAAUAUUACGACGAUGAGAUGCUUCGUCAUCGAUCCAAUCCAGAUAACCACUCAAGACCUGACAUAUAUCAUUGCUCAAAAAAUACUUUCCAUAGAGUACUUCAUUUAAUGGGAUUUACUAACGGGGUUAUAGAUAAAAGAGCAGGAAUAAGUCAAAGAGAAGACAUUGUAAUAUGGAGAGGAAAAUACCUUAGAGAACUUCGCCGAAACGAAGCUGCCGAGAAGCCAUUCAAAAUAGUUUAUAUUGAUGAGACGUGGGUUGAUGGGAAUAUGCAUGUGGCGCGAGGUUGGUUUCCAAAGACGUGUAAAUCCAUCAAAGAAAUGGCUCCAUUUACAUAUGGAACAACAUCGAUGGCAACUGGUCCUCGUCUGAUUGUUCUGUCAGCCCUCACCGAAGAUGGUAUAAUCCCCGAACUUGUUCUCGUAUACAAAGUGUCAAAAUCCCAGACUGCAAUCGAUUAUCAUGACAAUGUAAAUGCCCAAACGUUUCAAUCGUGGUAUAUAAAGUUGUUGGAUUAUCUCGACAGGACAAAUGAAAAAUGGAUCAUAAUAAUGGACAAUGCUUCAUAUCAUUCCACCAAAAUUUUACCAAGGAAAUCAGAAAGGAAAGAAGUUCUUUACAAUUUCUUGCAGAAAUAUACAACAAUGCCUGGUCUAAAUAUUAAAUUGCCCUCUGAUAUGAAAGCAAUAAGAAAAUUUGAGCUGGAAGAUAUGCUGGAAAAAGUAGCUCGGUUGCCGGAAAUGCGGGAUGAAUUAUAUACAAUCGACAAAUUGACGAAACAGCGGGGUCACAGGGUUUUAAGGUUGCCACCUUACAACUGUGAUCUUAAUCCAAUCGAGAGGUGCUGGAAAGACAGAAAACACAAUACCAAACGAAGGAAUCACAACAAAAACUUAGAUGACAUCAAGUUGAUAAUGCAAGAAGAAUUAAAGAAUUAUGACAAAACCCUAGCUAAAAAUCACUUUAAACAUACUAAGAGGUUAGAAAAUAAGUAUUGGGAGGAGGAUGGAAUACUAGAAGAAACACAUACUUCUCCAAUUAUAAUAACAGAGGAAGAUGAAGAUAGUGGUGAUGAAGAUAGCGAUCAAGAAGACUGCAUAGCGCGAGCUACAACUGUUGUAAUGGAGAAUGGCGACCAGGUUGAUCAUGGAGGAGACUUGUCCCUCUGGGAUUGCGACUGGGCGUACGAUAUAUUUGAAAGGGAACUUGAGAUAGGAAAUUAUAUGGUAGACACAACAGCUACUCGUGGCAGAGGAAGAGGUAGAAGAGGCAGAUUCCGUCAGUGCCCACUUUAGAUGCACAAUAACAAAAAUCAUAAAUAUUUAUUUGCUAGAUUUUACGGUAACAAUUUUAUGUUGAGUGUAUUCGUUACGAGUUAGCACGUUCGUAUCGUAGCAUUUUGAAACAAAAAUGGAAAAUAAUUACUAGCCGUGCAGAUGCACAAGUUUGUAGAUGAAUUUUUAAGCCAAAAAUUUUGGAUGUUCAUUAAUAAUCUCUAGUGUUAUUUUAAAAUUUGUGUUGGAAUUCAAUUAUUCAAUAGCUUGUAAUUAAAUCUAACUUUGUGACCAGCAUUGUAAUUUUGUAAUUUAAGCAAUAUUGGGAACGACAUUAUAAUUUGAAAUUUGCGUACCAAGUAAUUUAACGAGCUCUGACACAUGCUAAUACCAAUUUUUUUGUUAUUUUGUAAACAUUUUUCGAAGUUAUCAUUAAUAAAAGUUAAUUGAUUGAACGCACGGACGCACAGCAAAGGUUAAAAUGCUCUAGUUAUAAAGAAAAAUUGGUUAAUUUGUAUAGUAAUUGUAAAUUGGUAAUAUAAUAAUGCAAGUAAAUAAAAAUUUAUAGUGCAAAAAUAA